AUGGACGACGUGAUGAUCGACACUAGAAAACCUCUCAACGCCAAAAAUCUGAAGAGCAUGGGGAUUCUGGAUCAAGUCAAAUUCAAACCUACUCAAGACACCUCCUGGGAAGCUCUCAAAGAUCAGAGGAAGAUCCCCAAUGGACUCUAUCUGUUUUCAAAGGAAGACCCCCGAGAAGUAAUCCUUUACUAUCUAGAUGAUCUGAAGAGACAAGGAGUAGAUAUCUCAGACUUCAACAUAAGCCAGCUACCAGAUAAGCCUCCAAACUUCAUGAAGCAUCCACGAGGACCCUCUGAAAAGGCGAAGCAAGCUAAGAAGGCAAGAUUAGGAGAAUCCUCCGGAUCAAGACCUCCAGCACCUUUGACUGGACCUUUUGGUAAGUCUGUUUCUCUUACUCCCUCUGCACAAACACAUCCUAUUUCUUCUUCUAUUCCUCAACCAACACCUAUCUACACAAACUCAGAAACUCCUCCAUCAACCACCAGAACAUCUCACCAACCAUCCCAAAAAUUUAAUCUUGCCACCACAACAUUACCAGUUUCUGAAGCAGAAAUGCUGAACGAAACCAUUUCACCAUCUUCAUCUUCUUCUCCAGAAUCACCCCCUACUACAACAUCUCCACAAAUACAGAACACUCUGGCCCAACUCCAAACUCGUGCUCUGGCCUCACAACAGCCAACACAACUCACACCUAACCCAGAAGUCACCUCAUUACCCAUAGAACAACCAAACCCAACAACAUCUGACCCUCAACCAUCUGAAACACCUCACGCUAAAACUCAUCCAAAUAACUCUGACACACACCCACCAAAUACAUCCGCUGAACCACAAACUCCCACUCUCCACCUAAUCCCUCCUCCUUCUCCACCUCCACCCUCUGAACCAGAAAACACCCUGCCAACCCUAGAGGAAGCAAUAAUGCUGUUUGUAGGAGCUUCAAUUGACAAGGUCAAGUCUCUGACCAUCAACUCUGGCAUUAGUGAUGAUCCUUCAGCUAUUAAGGAAGCUGAAGCCAAAGCUCUAACUGAGGCUGCAGCUGCUGCUGAAGUUGAAGCAAAAGCAGCUGCUGAAGCUGAAGCCAAAGCCACGGCUAAAGCUGAAGCUCGUCGUGCUGAAGAAUAUGCCAACAGGGUAGCACCGGAUGCUCUGACUCAGGGGGAGUCUUCCACCUUUGUCCCUCUAGUUCUAAAGACACUUGAAGAUCUUCAAAAGGAGCAGAAAGAAGUCUGA
This is a messenger RNA of Lathyrus oleraceus (garden pea), 1230 nucleotides long. RefSeq names its product extensin-like. The coding region runs from base 1 to 1230 and encodes 409 amino acids. The transcript has 2 exons. The record is from RefSeq and is a predicted model, not a curated record. NCBI's taxonomy places the organism in Eukaryota, Viridiplantae, Streptophyta, Magnoliopsida, Fabales, Fabaceae.